AUGGAAACCAAAGCUGCAAAGAAGAGAAGGCUGAUAGAGGAAGAAAACGAACGCAAUGGGCGAGGCAGGGACAGAUUCAGUGAUCUUCCCAAUGAAAUAUCGAACCACAUAUUCUCCUUCUUACCCAUGAAAUCCAUCGCACAAGUAAGUUUUACAUCGAAAAGGUGGAGAUCGUUGUGGGAUUCCUUUCCUAUUCUCGACUUCUCCGAGGUCUGUCCUUUCACAUCGCAGGUAUUUCAAAAGAAAAGCUUUGGCCAAAUUUUUUAUCACCAAAUGAGCGCAAUGAGGUUUAUAUCCUCAGUAUUGUCUGGUCGCCAUGAAAACUCUGAUAUGAAGUCUUUCGCUUUUUUGGGUCCGCCACCUCCAACAAGUUUAGGACUAGAACUUGGGUUUUCGUCUUCUCAUGUGAGAGAUGCGGGCGAUUUUUCAUUUCCUUUGCUUGAGAAACUGACUAUAGAGUCUUGUAGAAGCAUGAAUCAGCUCAGAAUUUGCUGUGAAAACCUCAAGGAUCUACAAGUUUGCGGAAUGGAAAAAAUUUGCCUGGACAUAUCUGGAAUGGGACUAGAGAGAUUGGCUGUCAAACUCCAUUUAACAAGUGUCAUCAGCAAUAGCUGCGUUAACAUUUUCGCUCCCAAUCUACAAACUUUUCAAUUGGGGCCUGAUGAGGUUGCUGAGAAAGGUUUGGUACACUUCUGGCUUCCAGUGAAUGAUGCCAAAAUUUUAUCGAAAAUAUAUUUCGAAGGUGGUCUGCCAUUUUCAUUUGUGAACCUCAAGACUUUGGAAAUUAUUACUGCUGGUUUGAGAAAAUCGGAUUUCCCGGGUAUAGCAUGCUUAUUCAAGAGCUCCCCCAUAGUCGAAAGGCUCAAAAUUGUGAUAAGUCCUAUUCAUAGACCACAGGAUGAUAAAUGGAACGACAUCUUGUUGGACAAUGCCCUCUGGAGUGAAGAGCAAUUCUGGGAAUCUCAAGCUCAAACUUUGAACUCCUUCCUUUGUCACAUUAAGAAGGUGGACUUUUCCGUUGUUACAGGCAUAGAUGAGACUGUGAUAAGUGUUGCUAGGUUUUUACUCAAACAUGGAAUAGGCUUGCAAGAAAUGAACAUUUGUCCGCAGAACUGCGAAGCCUAUCAACAAAAUCAACCUGGAUGGCAGGCUAAAUUCAAGAUAAUAGAGGAACUGCCGCGGGCAUCGGAGGAUGUUGAAAUCGUAUGGUUAUUCUAA
Molecule: messenger RNA, 1218 nt
Organism: Prunus armeniaca (apricot)
Lineage: Eukaryota; Viridiplantae; Streptophyta; Magnoliopsida; Rosales; Rosaceae
Source: the annotation of a GenBank genome assembly